This is a messenger RNA of Lolium rigidum, 570 nucleotides long. RefSeq names its product isopentenyl phosphate kinase-like. Bases 1 to 570 code for a protein of 189 amino acids. The record is from RefSeq and is a predicted model, not a curated record. The transcript has 4 exons. Gene Ontology annotation, cellular component: cytosol. NCBI's taxonomy places the organism in Eukaryota, Viridiplantae, Streptophyta, Magnoliopsida, Poales, Poaceae.
AUGGCGGAGGCAGCAACAAAGCAGCGGAGCCCCGACAAGCCGCGCCCCGUCCGCUGUAUCGUGAAGCUAGGCGGAGCGGCCAUCACGAACAAGGGGGAGCUGCAGAGCAUCGACGAGGGGAGCCUGCGGUCGGCGUGCGCGCAGCUGCGGCAGGCCAUGUCCGGGUCCGGCGACGCCACCCCGGAGAAGGUCAUGGGGAUGGACUGGAGCAGGAGGCCCGACGAUCCGGCCGACCCAGCCGUGGACACGGAGGGGUUCAGGGAUAUGGCGGGGCUGGGGAUCGACACCAACUUCAUCGUCGUCCAUGAUGCCGGUUCUUUUGGUCACUUCCAAGCAAGUAGAUCUGGAGUUCAUAAGGGAGGGUUGCAUACACCCCUGGUGAAGGCUGGCUUUGUGGCUACGAGAAUUUCAUCCAUCCCCAUGACCUUCUCCGGGGUGGCGGCGCCGGACCCGGACAUGGCCUGCCGCAGCUGCGCGCACGUCGACCGCAGGCUCCCCUCGUCGAUGCUCUGCAGCUCCCCCUUGUUCGUGAUGGCCGCUCCACCUGCGUCGGCAGAUUACAUGCUCUGA